UUCUAAAGAAAAUCUUGUCCACAACAAUUGGGUCGGAUCUUGAUGAUGAUUCCAUAAUGUCCUGCUAUAUAGUACCAUACACUCUGAGACCCUAAAUAGAAAAGAAAAAAACCGUUCUCAUCUCCACUGCUUUCCACCACACAAAAAUUUAUUCGCCCACCACUCUCUCUCUCUCUCUCUCUCUCUGGUCUCUCCCUGGCUAGCUACUGUUGUGUCUGCAUGUUUGCUUGGUUGACAUGGACGACCUCACAAACAGUAAAAAUCCCAUAAAACUAGUGCCUUUUCUAAUCUUCACCGCCCUAUUAGCCAUCACUCCUGCAACUGCAGCAGGGUCUCAUGCAGACGAGUAUCAGCCGAUACCAAACCAACCAGCCGGGACAUUGCAGCCCGUCGGUACGACGGAGUAUAGGCUAUUGAUCGACGUGUUAAAAGCUCCUCCUCAUGAUCAUGAUGAUAUACAACGGCGGCAGCGGCGGCGGCGGCUGGCGCCGUACCAGCUGUGCUUGCUGUGCAAGUGCUGCUCAGCCACCACGUGUACCUCCAUGCCCUGCUGCUUCGGCAUCGACUGCCAGCUUCCCAAUAAGCCCUUUGGCGUCUGUGCUUUCGUCCCCAGGACCUGCAACUGCACCAAUUGCACAACUUCUGUUUAAAGCUUAAUAGCUUUUCUUCUUCCCUUUGAAAUUAUAUUUUGCUCUCUCUCUCUCUCUCUUUCUUUUUUUCUUCGAAAUUAUUGUUAUUGUUAAUUUGAAACUGGUGGGUUUUGAGCCGAUGGCUAAAAUACAAAUGAUGACAACCUUGCAGUGUCAGAGAGCUCUGCAAAUUAUUCGAUGUUUAGAAAUCUUAAAUCAAUAACGUCGACCUUCUUUCUCUUGUGUUCUUGUAUAAAAAUAUCAUCUUUGAAACACCCCACGUGGGCAACUUGGCUGUAUAAUAAUAUGUGCUUCAAUAUAUGUUCGCGUACUUA
Molecule: messenger RNA, 964 nt
Organism: Prunus avium (sweet cherry)
Lineage: Eukaryota; Viridiplantae; Streptophyta; Magnoliopsida; Rosales; Rosaceae
Source: RefSeq, a predicted model, not a curated record